UUGUGGAUGCUGCUGCUGCGGCUGCUGCUGGCCAAACUCUUUUUGGCCAAAAUAUUUUGAUUACCUUUUGGAUGCCCGAGUUCAGUUCAAGUUCGCGCCUCGAACGGUUCAGUUUGUCACGGCUCCGCUCCGUUGCCGGCUCCUUUCCGCCACGAAUUGUUAAAAGGAUAUCAACCAUACAACUGGCAGGAUAGCAGCUAGUGUGUUUGUGAAGUUAUUUUGUGCUCGAAAAACAAAUUCCACAUACCUAUUUCAAAAGUUCACAAAAGUGGUGACCUAACCGAAAAACUAAUUAAAUUUCGGUCCAGUUAAAUCGUUUCUUCGGAGAUUAAUAAGCAUGUGGCCACCCAGCUUCUGUCUGUGGUUGGCUUUCGCCCUCAGUGUGGGCGUGGUCAGUGGCCAAAGCAGCAACCACGGAAACUUCGAGGAUGCCGACAAAUCCAACGAGUAUACGGAUCAGCAGUUCGACCUACGGCACACGAUUCCUGGAGAGCCCGGCUUGGACUAUCCCAUUUUGAGUGCUCCUCCCAAGACCAGCUUUGUCUGCCGCGGUCGUCAUGAAGGAUACUACGCCGAUGUGGAGAGUCGUUGCCAGGCGUUCCGCAUCUGUGCCCAUACCGCCCGAUCGCCUCAGGGCUUCGGCUUCCUGUGCCCCAAUGGAACACUUUUCAGUCAGAAGCACUUUGUCUGCGACUGGUAUCGCAACGUCAACUGCGACGAGUCUGAGAGAUUCUAUGACAUGAACGAGGAGAAAACCGUCGGCAGCACCCACGAGAUGAUGGAGCGAGUGCGUCACAUGAUGGAGUAUCCCAUGAAGACGAUCACAAAGGCCUUGCAGCAGGUCCAAACUCAAUCCCAGAAUCCCCAUCGCAGUCACAGGAAAGAUCUAAGUGGAGAUGGCGGUACUCUCAGUGAGCCAGCGGCUGCUAAACCGGUUGUGUCCCAAGAAUCUGCUCAAGAAGUUGGACGCGGAGAGGCCCUCAAGAGUGAGCCACUGAUUCCGGCAAAGUCUGCCGGUGACGAUGAGGGUAUCUAUGUAAACAGCUUGGGAGAACUGUCAUCCGAUCCUGGCAUUCAGUUUGAUCACACCAAUGCCCAUAUCAUAGCGGAAUAUCCCCGGGAAUAUCACUACCAAAAACAGAAGAACUUUGCUGAACGCGUAAAUGCCGGCCUGGAAGAAUUUCCGGAUGCCAUAUCCGCGUCUGGAGAGAACUUGGCUCCGGAUUACAUGAAGCACAUUCGGAACACGAAGGAUGAAGCGGUUCAAAUUGAUCUGGUCUCGAAUAUAAACAAUUUGCUGGACGAAGUAUCCACGGAUGUGGAUCCCUCUGUUUCCGGUUAUCAAUCGAUGGCUCCACCGAAAGUCAAGCAGCCCUUCCGGUUCCUGAGUCGCGGCUUUGCGAUGCAGUCGGAGAAGGGAUCGCCCAAUGGCUACGGCUAUAAGAAGCCCAAACUGACGGCCAGUACGGUGAGAUUUACGCCCAACGAGAUACCCACCGAAGAUCACAAAUCCAUUGACCACCAAAAACACAUUUUGACAAAAACCACAAGCCCUACCACUGAAAUCAUUGAGCCAUUGCUGAUUGCUCCAACUCUGCCACCAGUUGAGGGAGAUGAAGUAACCAUCGCGGAGACCACAGAAGCUCCAUUUACAUCCACAACCGUGCCCGAACCACUUACACUGCUGGCACCACCGGAAUUGGUGGUUUCUGGGGAAGUGCCUGCAAUUGAAUCCAUUGGCCAGACCGCUGCUUUAACGGCUAGCUUGCCCAUUAGCGAGGAUAUUGUUACGGCGGAGCCAGUACCAGACCCAAGUCACGAAUCCGUUGAGAAAACUGAUGUCCAUAACGAGGCGGCUAAGCUGUUGCUGGCAGGUGUCCAACUCACCUCACACGAUGCGGAGCAGGCCUUCCUGACCAAUCAAUUGGUGGAGAGCAGUAUUCCCAGUAGUGUUCCGAGCACUACCACUUCUACCACUACGACCACCACCCCCAGCACUGCCGCGUCACCCACCAUGCUAACCUCCACGGAGACGGUAACAGAGGUCAGCAGCUUCCAGGAACGCAUCAAGGGAUAUCGUCGCAAUCGUCCUGCAGCCAUGCUGAAGAGGGCCAACAUUCGUCCUCUUCCGGUGGUGCGUGCUCCUAGUACAACGACCACCACCCAGCGAAGCACCGCCCCCACUAAGAGUUACCUGGAACGUUUGGCUGCCAGUAGAUUGCGCUUAAACCGCUUGUCCCAGGCCACAAAGAGCACCACGAAGACAACCACGACAUCACCCUUCGCCAUCACCACCCCCGGGACUACAACCACUGUAUCCUCCCUUUCCCAAGUGCGCGGUGGGGCAGAACCAGGCCCCAACAAAAAACUAAGCGUUAGAGACAUCGACCGGGAGACAAAGGUGGUGCCUGCUCCUGCAGGAAAGCCCAGCUGGGAGAGUGUUCACAACAAUCUGCAACGUUUCCAAGUGCAGCGCGGAAAUCGCGUCUAUACGCCAGCUACUCGAAGCACCGCCAGCUUAGUUAGCACCACUCCCAGCCCAACCACGCCCAGAAGCUACAAUGUGGCACCUUCGGCCAGACCCACGGCCUCCGUGAAUCGCGGCAAGAAUCGCUAUUCCAACUUCAAAACUCAAGCGCCAGUCCAGCGAACACGCGGCACCACCACGCCGAGAAGCAUCAUCACUAGCACCUUCAGUCCCAGCACUUCCUCCUCGCUGGCCUCCUUGAACCAACACAUCUCCGCCCUGGCCUCGAACUACAAUAAUGCUUUCACCUACAACCAGACACCACAGAUCAGCAAACCCAUCCAACAGUCACACGUUUUUGGCACACACAUCACUGGGGGAUUAGUUGCACCCGUCCAGCCCCAGACCCACACUCAAUCUCAGACCACAUCCAACAUUUCGCCCUCCUCCGCUUUCCUUUCCUUCGAUAAGUUAACCCGCGCCAUUGUUGACGAAUCCGUUUUGCAGAAUUUCAAGAGCGCCCAGUCGCAACAGCAGCCACACCGCCAGCAGCAACAUGCCACACGUCAGGUGGUUAAGCAGCAGCAACCGGCAGUCAGCAGCAACACUUACGUCAAGCCGGCAACAGCGCCAGCUAUAUCAAGUCUGACUGUGCCCCCACGCCCUCAACAACACCAACAGCAGCAACUGUCGCUGCCUACGCCUCCUGGAAUUGUGAUUGCUCGCGCUGAGGGUCAGCGAAUUGCUCCGAACUCAGUGGGCAAUAUUGUCUCCAACUUGGCCACCCAGGCACCUAUUAGGAGCGCACAGCAAGGCAACUCCUAUGUUUCCCUCAACGAUUUCCUAAACAACAAGUUUGGACAACAAAGUUCCUCGGCUUCCAGCAAUAUUGCUCCUGCUGCCACCUUGCAACAGCAGCAACGUGUGCCACAACAGCAGCAGCAACAGCGUGUACCGCAACAGCAGCAAUAUCAGCAAGCCAUACAGCACCAGCAGCGUGUCGUUCAGAAGCAGUCCGUUCAGCAGCAACCUCAACUGAGUUAUAUAUCGCAGCAGUAUCAGCAACCACAGCAGCAGCAGCAGACCAUCUAUCAGCAAUAUCAGCAGCCACAAAAGGUGCAACAGCAGCAGUACCAGCAACAGCAACGCCCCACCAUUCACUCCAUCCAGCAGCCCUAUUUGACGCCCAAUAUCUUCGUGCCCUACCAGCAACAGCAGCAGCAAUUGCCCCAGUUCCCGCCUCUGGCUCCUCCCGUAUCGGUAUCCACCGGCAACAUUGCCCAGGGACCGGUGAUAGUUGGCCGCCAUGUGGACCACCUCAAUGUGCAGCUGCCCACUCUGGGUAAUGGUCUGAUUCCUGGACUGCAGCUGGCUCAGAAGCGUAGCGAUGUGUCCGCCAGUCAACUGCAACUGGUGGAUACCAACAAAGCCGGAUCGAGCAAAAGCAGGGAGCGCGCCUUCUACGCCGGAAGGACAUCGUACGAUGUGCCCCAGAGUAGCGUGGGUCGGCUGCCCAAUGAUGUGACGCAACAGCUGCGCCGGAGACUGCGUCGCUAUUGAACGAGAUAAUGAUAAUUAAGUACUUUGUAGCUAAAUUAAUGAACUAUUUAUGUCUAAGCUAAGUCAAUGUACCAUAGCAAUCACUUGUUUUGACCGAAACAGAAGCCCAUGUUCUAUUCUAAUGUACAUAUGCGCGUGUGUGUAUACUCUUUUCAUAUUUAUUGCAAAAUAAAACGAACGAAAAAUA
This is a messenger RNA of Drosophila ananassae, 4214 nucleotides long. RefSeq lists its product as uncharacterized. Gene Ontology annotation, cellular component: extracellular region. Lineage: Eukaryota; Metazoa; Arthropoda; Insecta; Diptera; Drosophilidae. Bases 338 to 4027 code for a protein of 1229 amino acids. The record is from RefSeq and is a predicted model, not a curated record. The transcript has 5 exons. Gene Ontology annotation, molecular function: chitin binding.